AUGAAUUUGUUGGAUCCACGACAACUGCUUAUGAAUCCAUUCACGUACAGUAUGGUCGAUCCAGCAACGAUGGCACUACUGAAUUCAGUGCCCGGUACCCAGAGCAGUAGCGCUGGCAAAAUUACAACCAACUCCACAGCGCACAGCCUGACAAGCAGUGGCGGUAGCAGUACAACGUGUGGUACCAGCAAUUCUUUCCGUAUCUCCGAUAUACUCGAUUCCAGUGAUGACAAGGCAAAUACAAGCGGUGAAAAUGGUUAG
This is a messenger RNA of Gongylonema pulchrum, 261 nucleotides long. Lineage: Eukaryota; Metazoa; Nematoda; Chromadorea; Rhabditida; Gongylonematidae. The record is from the annotation of a GenBank genome assembly.